Aaosphaeria arxii CBS 175.79 is the source of this 1835-nucleotide messenger RNA. RefSeq lists its product as uncharacterized. The record is from RefSeq and is a predicted model, not a curated record. Bases 61 to 1767 code for a protein of 568 amino acids. The transcript is spliced from 3 exons. Gene Ontology annotation, molecular function: protein binding. NCBI's taxonomy places the organism in Eukaryota, Fungi, Ascomycota, Dothideomycetes, Pleosporales.
UUGCCGGUCGUAGUGCACGCAGUCAGCACUGCGACUAAGCCGUUAGGAAACAUACAUUGGAUGGUCCCUCGCGCUGUCAACAACUUAUUUACUGGGCGUUCUCAGCUUCUCCAACGUAUUCAGAGCGCCUUACACGAUGACAGCGCAAGCAAUUCCAGACGCAAGCAACUCGUGAUCACUGGCUUGGCCGGUAUAGGCAAGAGCGAGGUGUGCCUGCAGGUCGCGAAUACAUUACGACAAGACUUCUGGGGAGUGUUUUGGGUUGACGUUGGUAGCCAUGCUACUGCUAAGAACGGCUUCCUAGCAAUAGCGAAAGCGCUUGGGUCUCCUGCCAACGGCAUCGAAGACUCGCUCUUGGCGCUAGCGAGCACGCAGCGACAGUGGCUGCUUAUUUUGGACAACGCCGACGACCCAAAAUUCGACUAUAGUCAGUACAUCCCAUCUGGCAUCGAGGGUGCCGUGAUUAUAACGUCCCGCAUACGGCAGUGCAGCCACUACAGCACUGUGCUUGCGGAGUUACUAGAUGCCCUAGAUGUACAGCAUUCCGUGCAGCUUCUGCUCAAAGCUGCGCGAGUCCCAGAGGAUCAGCGGCAGCGCUGCGACAAGCCGGCGCAGGAUAUAGUGCGCCUGCUGGGGUCUCACACGCUCGCGCUGAUCCAGGCUGGCGCAUACAUUGCAGAAGGGUACUGUUUGCUGGACGAGUAUCCUGCAAAGUAUCAGCGUCAGCGCAAGCGGCUUCUUGAGCACUCCUCAGAUCAAGAGCAGUCGCGGUAUCGAGAUGUGCACGCUACGUUUGAAGCGUCUGCAGAGGUUCUUGAAGGUGACAAGGCUGGGCAAGAUGCGCUAGGCCUUCUCGAGAUCCUGGCAACUCUAUCGUCGAGUUUGCUCCCGCUUCAGCUGUUUGCAGACGCAUGGCAAGGGGCUACGCGUGUGCUGAAGGCUGGCGCAAAGUCGAACGCGAUAGAUGAAAUGGAACGAUGGCACGCACUUCAGCUGCCGGGCUUUGUCGACGGGGAGGCGGAUGAGUGGGACGACUAUCGGCUGAAGAAGGCCAGCGCUCUCCUCACGUCGCUUUCAUUAGUGACGAGGAGUUCGACAGGCGGUGUUGACGGCUUGUCUAUGCAUCCUUUGACGCACGCAUGGGCGAGGGACCGGCUGAAGGCGCAACAGCGGCAGCAGGCGUGGGUGUCCGCUAGCUGCAUGCUUGCACUGUCACGAGGCCAGUCAGAGACGUGGCAGGCGUACGAGAGGGAGCUGCGGCCGCACGUGCAGUCUCUCCUCGCACUUUGUAUGAAGACCGUGUUCUCGUUGGGACCACGAAAGGAAAUGUUGGCGAUCUUGCUCCAAUGUGGCUGGGCGCUGAACGCAAUGAGAGAAGACGUCAAGCUCGAGGCCUUGCUUCUUGAGAUCUACGAUCAAGUCGAGAUUACGCCAGAGGAUCCAUCCGAAGAACAUGUGGCGAUCUGGGAUCUUGCGGGCAGGAAUGCAGGAUACAUGGGCCACGCAAGGCAGGCAGUGGCACUGCUAGAGCACGUUGUCAAGGUCCAAGAGACUACGCUGGCCGAGACUCACCCCGAUCGACUGGCAUCGCAGCAUGAGCUUGCUGGAGCAUACCGCGCCAACGGACAGACAACAGAGGCAGUAACGCUGCUAGAGCAUAUUGUAACCGUGAAACAUGUUGUACUUGAUAAGGACCACCCUUCACGCCUUGUAUCAAUUCAAGCGCUUGAAUAUAUAAAUGCUACCCUAGCAGAAGCUAGAGACUAGAUACUAUCAAUCAAAUUCUAUUUUUUCUUUUGCCUUGAAUUUUUGCUAACUGCUACUGUAACAACAAG